Molecule: messenger RNA, 5500 nt
Organism: Passer domesticus (house sparrow)
Lineage: Eukaryota; Metazoa; Chordata; Aves; Passeriformes; Passeridae
Product: acyl-coenzyme A thioesterase 1-like
Exons: 3
Coding region: 141-1400 (419 amino acids)
Biological process (GO): fatty acid metabolic process; acyl-CoA metabolic process
Molecular function (GO): fatty acyl-CoA hydrolase activity
Source: RefSeq, a predicted model, not a curated record
GCCGGCCGCCUGAAGGAAGUGCUCACGGUGAUUCCUCCUGGACUUUGAGCACAGAGUUUAAUCCCGGGAAGGGACAGGUUGCCGAGGCUCGUGUCUCACGCAGUUCAGGCGGCCGCAGCUCUCCGCGCAGCCGAGCCGGGAUGGCGGCGCAGGUGUCCGUCCUGCCGUCCCCCCGGUGCCUGUUCGAUGAGCCCGUGCAGAUCCGUGUGGCCGGUCUGCGGCCGCAGCAGCCCGUCAUCGUCCGAGCCAGCCUGGUGGACGAGAGCGGGGAGCUUUUCCAAUCCCACGCUCUCUACAGGGCUGAGAGCAGCGGGGAGCUGGACCUCAGCCGCUCCCCAGCGCUGGGGGGCAGCUACUUGGGAGUGGAGCCCAUGGGGCUGCUCUGGGCUCUGCGGUCCAAAACGCCCUAUAAGCGGCUGGCCAAGAGGAACGUCCUGACCCCUUUCUGUGUGGACUUUGAAGUGUAUGAGGGCCGUGGGGACACGAGCCGCUUGCUGGGAAAAUGCACCAAUGAACGAUGGUUUUUAGGAGAGGGGGUGAAGAGGAUUUCGGUCAGAGAAGGUCGUCUCAGAGCAACCCUCUUCCUCCCUCCUGGACCUGGCCCAUUCCCUGGACUUAUUGAUUUGUAUGGAUCUGGAGGAGGUCUUAUUGAAUACAGAGCAAGUCUCCUGGCUAGCAGAGGCUUUGUGACUCUGGCUCUUGCUUACAUGUCCUUUGAAGAUAUCCCUGCUAUGCCAGAGUUCCUUGAACUGAGCUAUUUUGAGGAGGCUGUGAGCUUUUUGCGUAAGCAGCAGCAGGUGAAAGAUACUGGCAUUGGUGUUUUGGGCUUGUCUAAAGGAGGUGAUCUAGCCCUUUCCAUGGCCACAUUUCUACCUGGCAUCAAGGCAGCUGUCAGCAUAUCUGGAAGUAGUUUUAAUUCCUUUGUUCCCCUGAAGGGGGAUGGAUUCACUAUUCCUGUCCACCCAUAUGACUUGGGGAGGAUGAAGAUCAGUGAUGAGUCUGGCAUAGUAGAUUUUUCAGAUGUCUUAGAUGAUCACAUGGACCCAGCAACUUGGGAUUGUCGCAUUCCUGUGGAGAGGUCCUUAGCCAAGUUCCUCUUCCUGUCUGGACUGGAUGACAUGAACUGGAAAAGUGCCCUCUAUUGCCGGGAUGCUGUUCAGCGCCUGCAGCGGCACGGCCGGGAGGUGGAGUUUUACUCCUACUCUGGAGCAGGGCACCUCUUGGAGCCACCAUACUUGCCUCUGUGCAAAGUUUCAAUCCACAGGGUGCUUGGGAUGUUGAUGCAUUGGGGAGGACAGUGGAAAGAGCAUGCUAAAGCCCAAGAAGAUGCGUGGCACAGGAUACAGGCCUUUUUCUGGCAACAUUUGAUGGACUCCGAUAGCCCUAAGAGCAAGCUGUAGUGGAAGCUGUCAUAGAUGCUGGCCAGGGAUGGUAUUUCAGCAUUCACUGGAUCUUGGAAACUCACCAGAAGUUUCCUGGACUGCCUUCCUCUAAACUCCACUGUUGUAUAGUUGUUUAUUUCCAUUCCCCAUAUAAUUUCCCAUUUUUUAGUUGAAUUUCAGUUGACUUCUGACCCCAGUUUCACAGUAGAUUGGCAUCUGUGCUGUAGUCUAAAAACAACCAAGCAUCCCAUCAUCUAAAUCACAUUUGUGCUGAGCUAUCUUUGCCCUCAAUCUGCAGCCAUCUCCUUUCAUAAGAGGACAUACUCUCAAAGAAGGAGUUAUCCAUUCAAUGGUUUAGUCUUGCACCUUUAACUAACCUAGAUAUAAACAGCAGUUUUGUUGGACAACACAUUAGUACACUCAUCUUUACUCCUGGUAUAUUGUUUUCUCCCAUUUUGUAGUAAAAAUGUUGUAGUAGUUCUGAUCUCAUCUAAGGGAAGAGGCACUCUUCUGGCUUAAUCUGAAGUGCAGUGAUAACAUUUUUUUUUUCCUGGUACCUCAAAACCCAGAAGUGAAUCUUACUCAUAUUACCCUGGUUAUAUCUCCUGCUGAGUCCAUAUAAGUUCCAUAUUACGGUAAAGUUUUUGCUGCACUACUCAGGGAGUGCAAUGUACAGUGUAUCUGUGUGUGCACAGUUUGCUUGAGAUUAUCUGAAUGAAGCCUUCAGCCAUCUGUGCACCUGCCAAUACAUUAAGGAACAAUCCUGGUGUAGCCACAAGCUGUUACUUCACUGGAUUGAAGAGGUCAUGAGCAGAAGUCCUCACCUGCUGUUGGGAAGAGAAGUGAUGGGGUCUGUGGCUUUGCACAGUGUUCAACAUGGGGGUGACACAGAUGUGCCAAGUACUUGGUUUCAUAUGGUGAAAGUUAGUUUGUCUCCACUUUGGGGGGAGCAGUAAAGCCAAUGCUGCUGAGUUCCCAGGAGCCCAGUGAGAUGGGCUGCCUCAGUGGUCCUGCCACUAUAGCAGACAUCUGUGGGCACAGUGACAGCUAAGAAAUGCCACUCUUCCAGAGAGGACUGACCUCACCUUCUGCGAAGAAUGUGCAUUUUCUUACCCUUUACCAGUGUCCAAACCUGCCAAGGGGACUGUAAUCACUUUGUGCUUUUGUGGGAUAGUGGCAAACAGUAGCUGCAUACCAAAUAGCAUGUGGAGCAGGUUCUCCCUCCUGGAGCAGUCAAGACUCACACCCUGACAACAGAAGCAAGCAGGAGCUGGAAGUCUGCAUUGCAUUGAGGUAGAAAAAUCUUGCCUUUGACAGUGUAGUCCCUGGUUUCAUGUUCCUGCUGAGACAAAAGCCCUGUAGGAGCCUGGAUCCUGCUGAGGGAGGAAUCAUGCCCUUAGUUUUCUUGUUUUGGGGGGGCAGUGAUCACUCAAAAUAAGCACAUUGGGCCUCAGAGGAGUGGGGACUCUCUCAUACAAUAUUUUCAGCACAGACACUCCCUUCAGGUACUUCUGCUUUUCCUGAACCCCCUGUUCCUCAGACUGGUGGAUGGGUACCACAUAGCUGAAGGUGUGAGUAGUUAAGAGUGGGGACAUUUCUCUCCUGCUCACCCAUACUGGUCAUCCAUCAAGUUUUUUGCUGUUGCCUCUAACUUGAUUUCUGUUUGUCCCUUGUGUGCCCACGUCCUGCAUGGACUGUGGUUGUUCCAGAUGUUUAGCAAGUGGGUGGGACCUGGCACCAGAGUAACAUAUAACAACAAGGAAAGUCAAACACAUUUAAGCAGUUCCAUCUGAGUAAGGGACAUUUUCUUUUCCCUAAUUUUUCUGUUUUAUUGACGCAUUCAAAAAAUCCUGGGCUGCUGAUCCACAUAUUCCUCACACUCAGGGUCUUAGACUGUGAGUUUCUCUGUGGUAUGAGUAAUUCUGUUAUUUUAUUUUUACUGAACACAGUGGGGUUUAUACAAAACAGUGUGUUGGUUUCCAGCCUGUGGGAUAACUCACAUCUAUUUUAAUCCCUUCUGAGGGGAAACCAAGCUUUCCCAGUCUUCAGUGGGCAGAUCUAUAUUUGAAUUACAAAAUUGUGACCUUCCAGGAAAAUACAUUAUGUAUAGGAAACUACCAUUACAAAUAAAAAUGCUUUCCAUCAGUAAAUCAACAGUGUGGUCAGUGACACUUUCAUCCAGUUAUGUUGUCACGUUUGGCAGUCAGGUUCAUGGAAAACAGUGUUGAAAAUAGAGGGUGAAGGGAGCUGACUGGUGACUCCAUUGGUGACAACAGCACAUAGAACCUUUUUCUUUUGUUGCUCUGGAAUGGCAGCUUUGCUACCCACUUAAAAGGCCUUUAUUUAUCACUUGGAUGGCAUCUGACAAGAAAGACUGAAAAAGCUGAUAUAGCUGAGCAUCUCUGUGCCAUGUACAGGAGAAUAUUCAAGGCAACUCAGUCACACUGCGAAUACUUUUAAAAUUAAACUCAAAUUUGUAGCUUAUCUUCAGGAAACUGGAAACUGGAAACUGAUGUCAGACUAACACAAAAUAGCUGCAAAUGGCUUAGCUUCAGUAAAACACUUCUGCUUGUUCUUAAGCAUGUUCUUCAGCAUUUUGCUGAAGGCUUUGACUACUUAACAUUUCUUCUGCUGAAAAAAUGAUUUAGACCAGUAGGGCUAAGAUCACAGGUUUCUUUCAAGACAAUAUUCUACUAAUUGCAGACUCUUGAGUCAGAGUGCUCUAUAUAGUCUCUCCAGGCCUGCUGAAUACAGAUAACAUUAUUCAAGAACAAUGUGAAAGUUAUUAUUUAAUUAAAGAUAAUAGACCUUUAGCUGCAAGAGAUCCUCUGCCAAGCACAACUGAUAAAUCUAAUAGAAAUUAGAUGGGAAAGUCUGUUUUUGUAAUCUGCUUAAUUGAAAAGUGCUUCAGAUAAAACAGAGUAUCAAAGGACUAGCUUGAACUGAAAAAUCUCAUCUUUAUUCUUAGUCAUCCACUGUUCAACUCUGUACUACAUUUCUAUUUUGAGAACGAGAAAAGCUUGUGACAAGCCUCUUAAGAACUGAGAAUAACCCCUCAUGUAAGCUGCUAUGAACAAGUUUGCUAUAAGGAAACAGUAUGUCUUGCAAUGCUUUUUUAGGGCAGGAUGAUUUCCCUGGGUACCAUGGAAUCAGGCAACAAUGGAGAGUGCUGAUUUGCCCAAUACAUUCUUAAAAUUUUCCAUCUUUGCAUUGAAAACUGACCCUGAAGCAUUUUGAUACACAUACAGUAUAACUUGAAGGAAACUGCAGAAUGAAAGUAGUCAAAAGGCCUUUAUUAGCAAAAAAGUGAACCACAGGUGCAGAGGAGAUGAAACACCUUUGAGAAAGUGGCUGUCUCUGCAGAAGUAGUGGGUAUUUGAGGCUUCAGUGGAAUUUUAAUGAGGAUUAUGCUGAGCAAUGGGAUUUCAAUGCAAAUGUGCUUCUCUAAGCCUAGGAGCUUCUUCAGGUGAAGCAGUGGCUUCUGCAAGUGAGGUUGUUUCAUGGCCACAGAAGAGGAAUGAAGUGAAAGAUGAGAAUAUAUGUUGUGUAGUGUAAUUUAGGAGUCACUUUUCAUCACUUCUGGUUUCUCUUUUCUGUAUGUUUUUUAAAGUCUAAAGAUUUAGUUGGUUUUCUUUUUUUUUUAAUUCAAAGCUUAGUCAAUUCUUUAAUACAUUACCAGAUCAUUUGUUAUCAAGCUGUGGGAUAAGACCAGUGUUUAAUGACAAUAUAAAAAUAGUAAAAUUUUUUCUAUAUUAGUACUUUGCUUAAAAAAUUAUAAUUCUACCAUUUCAUUAAAAAAAAUCACUAUUCUGCACUUUUUAGUUCUAUGUACAUUGUUCUGAAAUGGAAUCUGAUCCAAAUGUAGUAUUAAGCACAAAGAAAGUGACGCUUUGAUUAAGUUUGGGGAGAAGAAAGAUUAAUAUUUCCAAUGAACUAGUGCUUCUCGCAGCAGUUACUGCAAAAUAUCCCUGCUAUUUUUCAUUGUCAAGGACAAAAAUUAGAAAUGCUGAGUCUUAAAAAAUUGUCUGUGCAAAAUUUGUGUAAAACCUAAAAAUGUCUGUACCCUGACUCUGGAUAGCACUUAGAGAAAAAUAAUUAAAUUAGUUAUCUUCUAUUUA